Molecule: messenger RNA, 1621 nt
Organism: Notothenia coriiceps (black rockcod)
Lineage: Eukaryota; Metazoa; Chordata; Actinopteri; Perciformes; Nototheniidae
Gene: firrm
Product: fignl1 interacting regulator of recombination and mitosis
Exons: 14
Source: RefSeq, a predicted model, not a curated record
UCCACAAACAACUCGGUUUUCUUUCAGUUUUCUACAUUUAAAACAAAGAUUUAACGGUGACGUUUGGCAACACAAACUCGUAGUUGUGGCUUAAUGCUCCUGAACAGAAGAUAACGUCUGUCAUUUAUGCUGUCAUCAUGUCCCAGACCAACUCCUCUCUCCUGGACGAGGUGGUGCAGUGGAGUCAGGAAACCUGCCGCCGGGAGCUCAAGUCCGUCCUGCCAAAACUCACUUCUUUGCAUAAUAACUCUGAGAGUUGGGAUGACCAUAUACGUGUGUUGAAGAUCAUCACAGACAUGUUCCUCCCUCAUAUUGGUUUGUCUGAGCUGGAAGAUGAGUGCUUCUCCAAGAUCCUACCAAAGGCGGUGACGAUGUUUGACCGCAUGAUGAAAGAAAUCAUGGACCACGUUGGAGGCCUGUCGAGUCAAAACACUGAACUCUGUUCCUUACUCAGGAACAUCCUGCAGGCAAUGAUGCAGAUAAUCAACGCUCUAUCCACCUGCGUGCGUCAUGUUGGUUCGUUUGGGGAAACUCCCGAUAUAGACGCCAUCCGCUCGUUACCAACUUGUAUCCUGAAAGUCCUGAGGGAAACCUUUCAGCACUGCAAGGAGAGUGAGGUGGUUUAUUGCGGCCGCCUGUCCCUGGUGGCCGACCUGCUGCAGGGACUCUUUAAAGAGGCCUACUCCCUCCAGAAGGCUCUGCUGGAGCUGCUGGAGCCGAUCUCACUGGACAGCAACGCCUCAGAGGAAGAGGUCUCUGACAUCGUAACAGUGAUUCACAACCUGCUGGAUAUCUGCUCCAUCAUCUCUAACUUGGACAUGGCAAUGCAUGCAAACACAUGGAAGUUUGUCAUCAAACAGAGUCUGAAGUACCAGUCAUUGGUGGAGGAACAUCUGCAUCACGGAGACAUCAGCAGCAGCCUGUGUGACAACCUGCUGGCCUCCUUCCUCACCUCUGUGGAGCUCGCUGAACAGAUCACACACGCUGGACUACAGGAGUCGACACAAAGCCCAGAAUACAAACUGUUCCAGAAAACUGCAAAGAUGUGCAGAUUCUUUGCCAACACGUUGGUUCAUUACAUAAAGGAGUUUAAAUGUUUUCUGACAAAGUAUUGCAACGACUUUCACCAACUCUACCUCCAGAUAAUGAGUAAGUUCCCUCCCAGCCUGUGUGCUCCAUCUCUUCCCCCCGCUCUGUCCGGGGAGCUGCAUGCAGCCGCUCUGGUUCCCAUCGAUGCCUUCCUGCUCCAGCUGCUGCCUCUAAGGCCCUUCGCUGAAAUUGUCCUCCAGCAGGACCUGCGACUGUCUCCUGAACAUGAGCUUCCUCACUGCCUGCUGCUGGUGAACGUCCUGGGUCAGCUCUCCUCCCAACCAGAGGAGGUGCUGCAGCUUUGGUACUCCGGCAGCCACUUCUCAGAGGAAACUCCCAGGCUCCCUCUCUACCAGGCCUUGUUCACCAGUUUCAGGCGAUGCUACACUGAGCGCCAGGUACCGGUGCUGUUGCCGGGGGUGAUGAUGAAGGGUCAGGCCCAGGUCCAGGUCUCGCUGCACAACCACCUCUGUGUGCAGCUCUGUGCCAGCGUGGCUGCGCUGCCUCCGGUGUUCCUCCGUGUGCUGGUGAG